UUGUUAUCCAGCUGUUUUAGUAGCAGUCGCCAAACGUAAGCAGUCCAUGUGGAUUUUGAAUUCAAUUUUCAUGUCUCAAAAGAAAUGCCUAUUCCCUUGUUGUAUCAAAGACAAAAAAAACAGGAAAAUUUGUUUGAUUUACUAAAACGGCAAGGUGCAGCAACUUCCUUGACUUCAGAGGAAGAUUUGUCAGCAGAAAAAACUUCUUCAUCUCAAUUACCAAAUUAUGUCAGCAUUUUUACCACAGCAAACUCGUAUAAUUUGAGAUCAAAAUCUUCCCAGAAAGAUGAAAUUACUGAAAUUUUAGAAGGCACUUCAACUGAAGCUACGUCAACUCCCAAGCAGUCAAAGAUGCCAGACUUCUCUAGGAAUUCCUCGUUGGAUGAUAAACUAUCCCUUGAAAAUUUGUGUCUGUUGCACAAGGACAAACAUACAGAGGGAUUGUUUGAAGAUGCCCUCAUUCCAUGCAAUAAUCGUGACUGUCGUUAUUACAACCUUUUCGACAAUUCUAAGAAAAAAAGCAAGGAAAACAAGUUGACCACCCACACAAGUGUUCGUAAGAGAAUAAGGUUCUUUCGCCCUGAAGAUGAACAAGACGAGGACAACAAAGCUUGUGUUGAAACAAAUUCCACUGGUACCAUCCCUGUAAAAAGCUUCUACAACAAGCAAGCCAAGUCACUUUCCCGAUCUCCUUCACCUGUCCAAAAUCUUAAUGUUUCUCCCAUACCCUCGCUUGUUACUGUUGACGAAUUAACCGGGUCUGAUUCUCAAACCUCCCAUGAGCGUCCUUGGACCAGGAGCCGACCUUACAUUCUCAGUGAUCCAACGAUUACAUAUCCACCUUACGAUAUCGGCCUCAGGAAUAUUGACAACACGUGUUACGUCAAUGCAACCCUCCAAGCCUUGUUUGCUCUUCCCGGCUUCACUGAUGAUCUGGUUACGGCUUUCGAAGGCACUGAAAACUUGCCACACUUUGCUUCCUUGUUGGCCAACAUGAUAGCCGCACGGAAAAAAGGUUUGCCCAUUGAAGUGGAUAAAAUAAACGAAGAUCUUGUCAAGAAUUUGUGGAUGCUUCAUCCGAGCUAUUCAGUCCGUGAGCAGCAAGAUGCCAGUGAGUUCCUGAUCCGGCUGAUCGAGCAUUUGAAAUUGGCUUUGCCAGCUGGGCCAAUCAAUCCAGUUGAAUCCCAUUUCGAAUGUGAAAUGAUUGAAGUGGUCCAUUGCACUGCGUGCGGCAAGAAGAAAAAACGUGCCCAGAAACACACGUCCAUCUGCCUGCCCAUGCCGAAAGAUUCACGUAACCUAGAGCAAUGUUUGGAGGAUUACAUGGCGGAAGAGGAACGUGAACUGGCGUGCAGCAGUUGUAAGGCGACCACUUCGAAGAUCAGCUCGAAAUUCAGGACACUUCCAAGCAAGCUCAUAAUGUCGGUGAAUCGUUUCUCGAAAGAAGCAAAAUUGGCAAAGCACAUCGUUCCACCCCAAGUGUUAGAUAUUCGACCGUUCCUGGAAAACCUGGAAAGUCAGCUGCCUAGUGAGUACACCCUGGCUGCUCAAAUUGUUCACAUUGGCCGCUCUAAAAACUCUGGUCAUUAUGUUUCUCAUGUUUACUGUGAAGAUGGUGUUUGGCGCUGUUACGAUGAUAUGUCCGUCUUAACUGUUUCGAUAGAAGAUGAAAUUGAAUCUGUCGAUGGUGAACCGGCCUACGUGUAUUUUUACGUCCACCAAUGCAGGUUCCAAGAUUAAAACAAAAAAUGUUA
Daphnia pulicaria is the source of this 1754-nucleotide messenger RNA. Its product is annotated as ubiquitin carboxyl-terminal hydrolase 17-like protein 6. NCBI's taxonomy places the organism in Eukaryota, Metazoa, Arthropoda, Branchiopoda, Diplostraca, Daphniidae. Gene Ontology annotation, cellular component: cytosol; nucleus. Gene Ontology annotation, molecular function: cysteine-type endopeptidase activity; cysteine-type deubiquitinase activity. The coding region runs from base 85 to 1740 and encodes 551 amino acids. Gene Ontology annotation, biological process: protein deubiquitination. The record is from RefSeq and is a predicted model, not a curated record. The transcript is spliced from 8 exons.